Macadamia integrifolia is the source of this 1713-nucleotide messenger RNA. RefSeq names its product lysophospholipid acyltransferase LPEAT1-like. Lineage: Eukaryota; Viridiplantae; Streptophyta; Magnoliopsida; Proteales; Proteaceae. Gene Ontology annotation, biological process: phospholipid metabolic process. Gene Ontology annotation, cellular component: endoplasmic reticulum. The coding region runs from base 158 to 1333 and encodes 391 amino acids. Gene Ontology annotation, molecular function: lysophosphatidylethanolamine acyltransferase activity. The record is from RefSeq and is a predicted model, not a curated record. The transcript has 9 exons.
CACUUCUUAAGGAUCCACGCCCGAACCAGAGCUUAGGAUUUGUCGCGUCUCUGAAGUCUCCCUUGUCCGCUUGCGAGUUUGUGAAGCUUCUAUAUUAUCUAAUCCAUGGCGUUUAGAAGAAUGAAUUGAGUUCAGAAACCGAGGAUUCAAGUCGACAAUGGAGACGGAACUGAAAGAUUAUGGUAUCAAUAACCAUAAUCAAGUGCCUGAACCAGCCGACGAGCCUCGCGGUGGGGAUUCGAGAAAGGACGAGCGACCUUUGUUGAAAUCGGAUUCCAAUUUGAGCUCUUCUCCUCUUUCUGCUGAGAAUCUGCAGGAACUCGAUAAGAAAUACGCCGCUUUCGUGAGAAGAGAUGUUUACGGGACGAUGGGGAGAGGGGAACUGCCGUGGUCGGAAAAACUUCUGCUCGUAUUCGCUCUUGUCACGCUCGUUCCGAUCCGUGUAGUUGUGGCAAUGACUAUACUGAUACUCUACAGCUUGAUUUGCCGGUUCUGUACGCUUUUCACAGUUCCGAAUCGAGAUGAAGGACAGGAAAAUUAUGCUCACUUGAGUGGGUGGAGAAGAGUCGUCAUUGUUCAUGCUGGAAAGUUCCUCUCUAGGGCAUUAUUCUUCACGUUUGGUUUUUAUUGGAUUAGCGAGACUCGUCGCAAUGCUGAUGCGGUGGAGAAAUUAGCCGGCGAGAAUGUCUGCAAAGAACAAUCUGAAGAACUUGAAAGACCUGGGGCAAUCAUUUCGAACCACAUAUCUCAUAUGGAUAUUUUAUAUCAUAUGUGUUCUUCUUUUCCGAGCUUUGUUGCUAAGAGAUCAGUGGCUAAACUUCCUUUUGUUGGUCUCAUGAGCAAAUGUAUGGGUUGUGUUUAUGUCCAGCGGGAAUCAAAAUCAUCUGACUUUAAGGGUGUUUCAGGUAUUGUGACAGACAGAGUUAAGGAAGCCCAUCAGAACAAAAAUGCUCCAAUGAUGUUGCUUUUUCCAGAGGGCACAACGACAAAUGGAGACUUCCUCCUUCCAUUCAAGACAGGUGCAUUCUUGUCGAAAUCCCCUGUGCUUCCAGUGAUCCUAAGAUAUCCUUACCAGAGAUUUAGUCCAUCCUGGGAUACCAUUUCUGGGGCACGCCAUGUGAUUUUGCUUCUCUGUCAAUUUGUGAAUCACAUUGAGGUGACAAAGUUACCUGUUUACCACCCCUCAGAGCAAGAAAAGGAGGAUCCAAUACUUUAUGCUAAUAAUGUCCGAAAGUUAAUGGCUAGUGAGGGUAAUUUAACAAUGUCAGAUAUUGGAUUGGCUGAGAAGCGAAUCUAUCAUGCUACGCUCAAUGGUUUGUUUUGCCAAAGCUAACACGGAUUCGCGAUCUGUAAAUUCUGUAUGUUACAGGAAAGAAAAGGAAAAUAAUUAUUUUUUCCACUGAGCUAUUAUUGUUGUCCUACUCACUGUGAAUUAUAGAUGCCUAGACCUUGGAGAAAUGUUUAUAGAGCUUUGGGGUCUUUCUAACAUCUGGUUGUACCUUUAUUUCGACAACUCUUGGUUUCGAUUGUCCUGUGCUUUGUUAGUAUUCUUGUCCUAGACUGUCCAUUCCAUCACCCUUCUCAUCUACGACCUCGCCUGCACUGGCUUCUGUAGAAUGUUUUAGAACAUCCGCAGUGACUAGGCAUUACCAUUGCCAUGAGUAUUACUUGCCAUGAAAGCAGCACUUGUGGAGGUGUUGAUGUUUGUUAUGU